Molecule: messenger RNA, 536 nt
Organism: Saccostrea echinata
Lineage: Eukaryota; Metazoa; Mollusca; Bivalvia; Ostreida; Ostreidae
Exons: 5
Coding region: 1-501 (166 amino acids)
Molecular function (GO): calcium ion binding
Source: RefSeq, a predicted model, not a curated record
AUGUCGCCCCCUGGCUCUGUGACCAUUAUGAAGUUUGUUGUGAUUCUAUGUUGUCUAGGCCUUGUAUUUGCCGAUUCCGAACCACAGAGGGAAUACAUUUUAUUUGAGAAAGUUGAUCAUGACUUAAGUGGCUGUCUUGACCGCAGUGAAGUUGACAAUAUUUUCCUAGCCUUUGAUGUAGAUCAUAACCAGGAAGUAACCCGACUAGAGUUCGAAAACGAUUGGGUCACUGCAUACCAUCUCGGUAACGCUCGAGAAGCCAACCUUCUCUUUACCAAGGCGGACACCAACGGAGACGGCCAUCUGACUCACGCAGACAUGCCUCUCAUUUAUACCUACUUCGACAUGAACAAUGACGGAUGUGUAGACAUGAACGAGUUUCUUACACAGUGGGGAGAUCUGAAGCUAGCACCUGUCGAUGUCGACAUCAUUGAUGCCGGGGAUACAAGCUCUGUGGCUCCACCGACGACGCAUGCCAAUAAUGGACACCAUGGGCGUUAACAUUGAAACCUGUAAUUUAUGAUUAAAUUCAUUUU